AUGAGCCUCAGUAACUCGGAAAAGGAUCUGUGUAGGCGUGUGGGAAUGCAACAACGCUCACACGCCCUCUCCCCAGGCAACAGCGCUCACAUUCAAUCACCCUCACGUUCCUGUUCCGCCCACAAAACAGCGCCCUUUCAUCCCAGUGCGCACAACUGCCCCUACACGCCUUUCCCCAGGCAAAUCACGCCCACACCCCCACAUUCCGCCACACCCCGUUUCCCCAGGCAACAAACGCCCAACACCCACCAGCGUUCCGCCACACGCCUUCUCCCCAGGUCAAACAAGCGCCCACAUCCCGCCACGUUCCGUCCACUACGCCCCUUCCCAGGCAAACAACGCCCCACACCCUCAACUUCCCGCCCACAACGCCCUUUCCCCCAGUGCAAAACGCCCACAGCCCUCACGUUCCUUUUCCACACGCCUUUCCCAGCAACACACCCACAUCCCUCUCGUUCCAUUUCCCCCAACAAUCUGCCCUCGUCCCCAGCAACAACGCCCACACUACUCACGUUCCUCCACCACGCCCUCUCGCCCAGGCAACUAACGCCCACACCGCACACGUUCCUUUUCCGCCCACACGCCCUCUCCCCCAGGCAACAAACGCCCACACGGUUGGCUCUUUCCCCAGGCCAUACAAUCGCCCACACGCCUCUCCCCAGGCAAAACGCCCACACCCCGACGUUCCGCCACACGCCCUUCCUCCAGGCAACCACGCCCACACGCCCUUUUCCCCAGCAACAACGCCACACGCCCUCUCCCCAGGCAAGCAACGCCAACACCUACGUUCCGCACAACACGCCCUUCCCAGGCAACACGCCACACUGCCCUUUCCCAGCAACAACGCCACAACGCCCUUUCCCCCAGGCAUACAACGCCCACACGCCCUCUCCCGCAGCAACAAACGCCCACACCCCCACGUCCUUUUCCGCCACUCGCCCUUUCCCCCCAGGCCACAACGCCCCACAGCAGUACAUGACGCCUUUCCCCAGGCAACAGAACGCCCACCACCGCCCUUUCCCCGCAGGCAACCCCACACGCCCUUUCCCCAGGCCAACAACGCCCCACACCCCUCACCAGGCAACAACGCCCCAGCCCUUUUCCCCCACGGCGCCCUCUCCCCAGGCAACAACGCCCACACCCCACCGGUUCCUUUUCCCCACACGCCCUCUCCCAGCGAACAACGCCCACACCCUCACGUCCUUUUCCCCCGCACGCACCUCUCCAGGCAACAAGCGUCCCACGCCCUCUGUUCCCCCCACACGCCCUCUCCCAGACAACUCGCCCACCACGCCCUCUCCACUCAGCAACAACGCCACCCUCUCGUUGUUCCCCCCAACGCCCCUCUCCCAUGGCACAACGCCCACACCCCCAACGCGUCCGCCCACACGCCCUCGUCCCCAGGCAACAACGCCCACACCCCCACUUCCUUUCCCCCACACGCCCUCUCCCCAGGCAACAACGCCCCACAACCCCCUUCGUUUCGCCCACUACGCCCUUUCCCCAGGCAUACAACGCCCACAAACGCCCUUCACCCACGUUCCGGCCCAACACGCCCUCUCCUCCAGGCAACAACGCCCACAGCCUCACGUUUCCUUUUCCGCCCACACGCCCUCUCCCCAGGCAACAACGCCCACACCCCCACGUUCCUUUUCCCCCACACGCCCUCUCCCCAGGCAACAACGCCCAACCCCACGUUCCUUUUCCGCCCACACGCCCUCUCCCCAGGCAACAACGCCCACACCCCCACGUCCUUUCCCCCCACACGCCCUUUUCCCCAGGCAAACGCCCAACGCCCACACGCCCUUUCCCCAGGCAACAACGCCACACCUCCCCUUUCCAAGGCAACAACGCCCAACACGCCCUUCCCCAGUCAACAACGGCCACACGCCCCUUUCCCCAGCAACAACGCCACACCCCCACGUUCCGCCCACACGCCCUCUCCCCAGGCAACAACGCCCACACCCUCACGUUCCUUUUCCCCCACACGCCCUCUCCCCAGGCAACAACGCCCACACCCCCACGUUCCGCCCACACGCCCUUUCCCCAGGCAACAACGCCCCACAGCUCCCACUUCUGUCCAAUUUUACCCCCGACUCAGAAAGUGUGCUACGGUUGCUUGCUUUGGCUCAUAGUCCGGGGGUACAAGGGGGAAGCGGGAAGGCGUCUCAAGAAUGCAAGGGAACACGACGAGUCUUCAAGGGGCCGAUCGAUGCCCCAACAGCUGCACCAUCCGUGGCAGACGCGGCAGCAGUAAUAGCAGCAGCAGAAUUCAAUGUGUCAGAACCAGUAUCUCAGUAUGAGCACACGUUUGCUGAGAGAAUUCAUCAGAUUACCUGGAAUCUAGGUUUCCUUACCCCAUUCAAAAAUGUUAUUCCCCAAGUAGAGCAGCAGUAUCCUUACUAUCUUCCAACUUGCAAAAGAAACACCAUUGAUGAAAUGUAG
Messenger RNA from Penaeus vannamei (Pacific white shrimp), 2445 nucleotides. The record is from RefSeq and is a predicted model, not a curated record. Lineage: Eukaryota; Metazoa; Arthropoda; Malacostraca; Decapoda; Penaeidae.